Molecule: messenger RNA, 6022 nt
Organism: Drosophila montana
Lineage: Eukaryota; Metazoa; Arthropoda; Insecta; Diptera; Drosophilidae
Gene: RSG7
Product: Regulator of G-protein signaling 7
Exons: 7
Coding region: 975-3113 (712 amino acids)
Biological process (GO): intracellular signal transduction; G protein-coupled receptor signaling pathway; regulation of G protein-coupled receptor signaling pathway
Cellular component (GO): neuron projection; cytoplasm
Molecular function (GO): GTPase activator activity
Source: RefSeq, a predicted model, not a curated record
GGAGGUUGGGCAAACAAAAAUCGAUUGCAACAGCAAAUCGACUACAGGAAGCGCCUCAUAAUAAGGCACGAAGCCGCGACGAGAACGUGAACGACGCACACGACGUAGGCAGAGGCACUUGAAUUGACUUUGGCCUCCCCUGCCCACCGAGCACCCCCUCCAGGCAGCAGUAAAAUGAUUACAGGCUAACGCCAAAAAGAGGAAGCAGCUAAAGCCAAGGCAGAAGAAGAAGCAACAGCAGAGUCAGUUUCAGUAGCAAUAGCAGCAGCACCAGCAGCAGCCAGAGACUCGAGCAAAAGGAGCAAAACUGAAAUUUAUAACAAUUUUCGGUAUAUGCAAUACUAAAUAAUUAAUUUAAAAAGUUAUUGAACGUAAAAAUUGCGCACUUGCUUUGCUCAGGAGUGUCAAGAGCGUCUGUGUUGGUGCGUAUACGUGUACGUGGCCUGCGUGCGGGUGCGUGCUUGCGUGUGUGUGUGUGUGCGUGCGUGCGUGUGUGCGUGUGUGUGUAUGUGCGCGUGUUGAACGCUUCAGCUGCGCUUUUUUUAUGCAAGCGAAAAUUGUGAUAGCCAGCAGCAGCGAAAAGCGCAAACGUUGCAAAAAGGCAAAAGUGGCUGAAGUGGCGCCCCCGCAGAGCAGGAGACAAGUGCGGCGAGCGAUGCAAAAAUAUGGAGCUGGAUAAAUGACGAAACGCAAUUGAAAUCUAUUUCGAGUGGAGCUGCACCAUUUUGCCUGGCGCUGUCGGUAUACAGCAUACACACAUACACACACACACACACCGACACAGACACAAGCACAGACAACGCUUACACGGACGCGAAGAGGGACGGAGUAGGGUCGAUAACGCACGCAAAAGGAUACACAUAAGCAUAACGGCAUAACAGACAGCAGUGCCAAAAUAGCACCUGAGACUGCCGGGCGGAGCCCGUCUAUAAAUAGCUUGAAGAAGCGCAGAAACCAGCAGCGGCGGGUGUACAAUGGUAACAAUGAACUCGGAAGCGGACAAAACACAGAGUAGCACGCAAGCAACCAAUGCGCUGGCCAUGAACAGUGCGCCCAAGACACCAGCAGCGACAGCGACGCCAACGCCUUCGCCAGAAGAAGCAUCCGAGGCGGCAACAGGAGUAACGGAUAGCAGUCCAGCGUCAAUAUCAACGGAAACGCCAGCGCCAAACGGCAACAAUAAUGGGCCGGCAACAGCAACUGCAACUGCAACAUCAACGGCAGCUGCAACGGCAACGGCAACGGCAACAGUAACCGCAACUACAUCCGCAGCCGCAGCCGCCUCCUUAUCCGCAUCCGUAUCCGCAUCUGCAUCCGCAUCUGCAUCCGAAUCUCCAUGUGCACCUCUAGCUACCACUGAGGCAGAAGCUGAACAGCCGGACAGUGGCAAUGCGAACAGCAGCAGCGGGGCGACCAGCACCACGAUAACAGUCAGCGUUGCGGCCACGGUUAGCAGCAGCAGCAGCUGCAGUAGCAGCCACAACUGCACAACCACUGUGGCCGCUGCAACGCCGCCGCUGUCCAGCAAGACGGUGAGCAUCCGGGAUGCAACAGCGCCGAGUGGCAGCGGCACAUCCGCGGCCAAGUCAAGUGGCCUGCUCAGCGUGGGCAGCAAUCAUCAUCACCACCAUCAUCAUUCCUCGCCAUCGCCAUCGCCGUCGUCGUCGCAGUCGCCGUCGCCAUCCCAAUCGCAGUCAAAAUCGGCUCAGCCUCAGCCGCAGCCACCGCCAGCGCCGUCCGUGUCGCAGCAGCCGCAUCAGCGGGGCAACAAGAACGAAGAUGCGCCCAAUAUACUGGUCUAUAAAAAGAUGGAGACCAUCAUCGAAAAGAUGCAGGCGGAGACGGGCGGUGUGGCUGUGCGCACGGUGAAGGCGUUUAUGAGCAAGGUGCCAUCGGUAUUUACCGGAGCCGAUCUUGUUGCAUGGAUACUGAAGAACUUCGACGUGGAGGACGUGACAGAGGCGCUGCACUUUGCCCAUUUGCUUAGCUCACACGGCUACAUUUUUCCCAUUGAUGAUCAUGCGCUGACCGUGAAGAACGAUGGCACUUUCUACAGAUUCCAGACGCCAUAUUUCUGGCCAUCAAACUGCUGGGAGCCGGAGAACACUGACUAUGCGGUUUAUCUGUGCAAACGCACCAUGCAAAACAAGACGCGUUUGGAGUUGGCGGACUACGAGGCCGAGAACCUGGCUAAGCUGCAGAAAAUGUUCUCUCGCAAAUGGGAAUUCAUCUUCAUGCAGGCCGAGUCACAGAGCAAGGUGGCUAAGAAGCGCGACAAACUGGAGCGCAAGGUACUGGAUUCGCAAGAGCGCGCCUUUUGGGAUGUGCAUCGGCCCAUGCCGGGCUGUGUCAAUACCACCGAGAUAGAUAUCAAGAAGGCGUAUCGACGCGGCGGCUCCAGUCAUGGAACCGGGUCCGCUGGCGCUUCUGUGGCUAAAAAUCCCGUCGAGCAGCUAACGCGCAUCAUUACGCUGCGCAAACAGAAGCUCGAGCGGCGCACAAUCAAAGUGUCCAAGGCGGCCGAAGCUUUGGUUGCCUACUACGAUCAGUACAAUGAGUUCGAUUACUUUUUAACCUCGCCGGAGCUACCCAAUCCCUGGCAAACGGACAGCACCGAGAUGUGGGAUACUGAAAAAAAUAGCCUUAUCUCUCCAAGCAGCAAAGAUGUUCCUGUGCGUCGGGUCAAGAGAUGGGCAUUUAGCCUGCGCGAGCUGCUUAACGAUGCCAUUGGACGCGAUCAGUUUACCAAGUUUCUGGAGAAGGAGUACAGUGGCGAGAAUCUCAAGUUCUGGGAAUCGGUGCAGGAGAUGAAGGCAUUGCCACAGUCCGAAAUCAAGGAGGCCAUACACAAGAUUUGGCAAGAGUUCCUCGCACCCGAUGCGCCCUGUCCGGUCAACGUGGACUCCAAAUCCGUGGAGUUGGCCCGCGAAGCCGUCAAUUCGCCCAAUGGUCCGAAUCGCUGGUGCUUCGAUGUGGCCGCCUCGCAUGUGUAUCAUCUGAUGAAGAGCGAUUCGUACUCGCGCUAUCUGCGCUCCGACAUGUACAAGGACUACGUCAACUGCUCCCGCAAGAAGAUCAAGUCAAUACCCAAUCUCUUUGGGGUAAAACGUUGAGAUACGCUGCGCGAAUUGGCUGUCGCGGGGUUCGGCUUUGGCGCGGGCUUAGCCGAUUUUUAUGUGUUAAUUCUUGGAUGGCGGUCGGAAGGAAGUUAUGUGUGUUAUACUGUAGUGCUCGUGUUUGGACGCAUACUUCGAUGUAUAUUAAACGUUGUUACUUAUUAUUAAAUAAUAGCCUGCCUAUUGCCACUAGGUCGCGUGUGUUCUUAACGUCAUUUUGUUAAUCGUUAAAUUAAAGUGUCGCCCGUGCAACGAUACGUACUCCUAACACCCAGGACCAUUCCUAGCCCUUCGUUGCUUACCUUUAUCGAAUCCAAUUCGAAACUCUCGUCCUUUGUCGUAAAUCUUAUCGAAACGAAAACACCACUGAAUAAACUGCCACGUGCUUCUCGAAAUAAAAAUAGAAAGCAGCAGCGAAAGUUAGAUUAAAAAUAAAAUAACCGUCGCGAAAGAGUGCAUCGCAGGAUGCAGCUUAGAUGAAUCGAUCAAAUAAACAAAUCAUCAGCCAUACUACGCAAUUAUCAAACUGUAACCGAUAACACCAAAUCGAAACAAACAAAUAUACAUAUAUAAAAAUAAUCACUAAGGUAAUUAGCAUAAAGCAAUAAAACUAAAACAAAAACCAAAACAAAAACAAAACCAACUACCACUGACAAACGAGUACAUACCGAGUACUUGUAGUUAUAUUUAAAGUUAUACUUAUACCUAUACUUAUACUUAAACUUAUACUUGUAUUAGCAUGUUACAAAGCUAUCAGCGUUCAGCAUUUGAGAAGUCAAUCUAAAUGUACAAUCGAAUCAAUCAAUUCAAGUCAUAGAACAAACACGCUACGCGUUUUUUUUAUACUCGCUAGUUAUUUACUAAGUACUCGCUCUCUCUUAAGUCCCAUUUACAUACAGCUCUACUCACAAUGCGUUCCGUUGUGUUCCCUGGUUCCCUCAUACUACACACACACACACACACACACACUCGCAUAUCGCUAAACGCAACAAAAACUAAAAACUUAAACAAAUUCUAAACGUUAUGUAAACCAAACGAAAAAAAUGACAUCAUAUUUCCGAGCGCAUCGGCGUGCAUCGUGAUUUGUGUGUUUGUGUUUGUGUAUAUGUGUGUGCUUGUAAGAUCAGUUGCUUUUACACACACACUUAAUGAGCGCAGAGAGCGGCAGUAAGAGCAAUAGCCAACGAGAAAAACUGCAACAGAGCUGGACGCAAGAGGGAGAGAGAGAGAGAUAGAUGCAAUAUAUAAAAAGAUAAGGACACUUACUAAAGAGAGCUUUACAUACGUUAGACAGACAAAUAAGGGACAAAGGAAUUGGCAAGCGAGCCAAAAUGACUAAAAAAAAAAAGAAAGAAAGAGAGGGCAGGUAACAAUCGGUAUAGGUACCAGAAACGCACACACAUCCAUACCUUGCCCCGACUCAUCGUAUCUGAGCUACAUGCUUGAUGGUAGGGCAAUCAAUCAAUUUAACUCCAUCUCAAUCGCUUAUUUCGACAGCUUAGAAAUCGAUGUAAGCUGCGCCACGCCCACGCCUGAGCUAGAGAAAUGCGUCGACUUUUAAUCAGAUACACACAUACACAUGCAUACAUAAUAGCAUACGUACAUACAUAUGUAAUACUUAGAAUAUUAUAUAUAUUGCAUAUGUAUAUAUAAUGGCAUAGCGCACCGAGCAAGUCGGAGUAGAAAAUCAGAUUUAGACGUACUUGUAGCGAAUCAAGUAUAUAUAAAACACAUAUGUACACGCACACACGCGCACAAUCGCCUCUGUGCACUCACGAGAAGUGCAGAGGCGAGAAAAUACACAAAAUGUUGCAUACUUUUAGGAGGCGGUUACAAAUUAUAAAUCGGUAGAAAGAAAACCCAAAAUUCGUUGUGUAUGUAAUUGUAUUGUAUUUAUUGUAUGUUUGUAAUUGUAAACGGUGUCUAAUUUUAAACAAAUACAAAAGCAGCAACCAAAUAAUUAUUAAUUAUAUCAUAUUGUAUUCAAGUACAAUCUCAAUGUGCAUCUGUGUGUCGGUAGUCAAAUUUAAAUCAAUUUCAACAAGUUACACGAAACUAAAAAGAAAACAAAACAAAAAAAUAUAAAUAAAAAAAAGCGUACAUUAGAAGAAAAAAUUUAAUGAGCAUAGACGCCAAUAAAAGUCAAGUAAAACGAGAUACAAACAAUAUAAAAGUUUAAAUUUUUUUGGAUUUGGCUUUUAAUUAAAUUAUCUAUGUUAUUUAUGUUGUUAUUUGUGGCUUAUUUGCAUUCUCAAAUGAAAAAUGUUGGUACACUAUUUACAUUCUCUUUUAUUGUUUCGUUUAUUGCCCACCGUUCACUAAAAUACAAAUAAGCCAAAAAGCUAGGAAUUAUAAAGGUAAAUACGCGUAAGCACAUGAACCAUAUGCGCGAGAACGUUAGAAAAAACUAUACAAAAAAACUAAAAAAAAAAAAAAAAAAAAAACAAGAAAAAGAAAAAGAAAAGAAAACUACUAAAGCAAUUUCAAUUCGCUCUUAAUUGUAUAUUUAUUGAUUUACUUACCCCUAUUUACGCCCAAAGUAGUCAUAAAUGUCGGGUGAGCGUAAAUGCCAAAGCGAAUACACAAAUAACUAACAGCAGCAACAACAAACGAUUAAAUAAAGAAAUUAAUAUAUACCCUCUAGAAGGGUAUACAAAUCAGUCGUGCUAAGCAUAGCUAAAUGUAUUGCACUUAUCUAUGUAUUUGAGCAGAGGAAUCGCAGGAUACCAGCUUCUAGUUUCUAGAAUCUAUUGCCCUUCGAUUUGGGGUGUACUCGUAUAUCGCGACUUCUUAGGCUAGCAAAAUAACGGGAAGCAGCCGCGUUUAUUGUAAAUUGUUUAACAAAACACUAAAUAAAUAAAGGCACAAUUUAAACAAAUUGAAUUGUGAUGCCAACUACUAACAAA